Molecule: messenger RNA, 1254 nt
Organism: Camarhynchus parvulus
Lineage: Eukaryota; Metazoa; Chordata; Aves; Passeriformes; Thraupidae
Product: serpin B12-like
Exons: 7
Coding region: 1-1254 (417 amino acids)
Biological process (GO): negative regulation of endopeptidase activity
Molecular function (GO): serine-type endopeptidase inhibitor activity
Source: RefSeq, a predicted model, not a curated record
AUGAUGGACUCCAUUUCUAGACCAGUUACUGAGUUUUGCCUUGAUCUCUACAAAAAGCUCAACAGAAGUGCAGAGGACACAAAUAUUGUCUUCUCUCCUAUGAGCAUCUCUGUUGCCCUGGCCCUGAUCCAUCUUGGUGCAAAAAACAACACUGCUGCUCAGAUAGAAAAAGUGCUCCAUGUCAGGAAAGCUGCAGGAAGAAUGAGUCCUGGAUCUGAUCACGAGAGUGCAGCCCCAGAUAUGGAGCUAGAAGGAAGCCUGGAGAGCCAGCCUUCCUUCUCAGAGUGUAACAAGGAGGGGAACCUUAACCAUAAAGUGUUCCAGGAGCUGCUUUUGCAACUACAAAACCUUGGUGAAAAAUAUGUUUUAACCUUGGCCAACAAUCUCUUUAUACAACAAGGAUUUGAGCUCCAGCAGCAAUUUCUAACAUGUAGCAAGGAACUGUAUGGAGCAGUGCUGCAAACAGUGGACUUUCAUGGUGCUGUUGAAGCUGCCAGAAGAAAAAUUAAUGCUUGGGUUGAAAGUGAGACACAAGGUAAAAUCAGGGAACUCUUUGCACCUGGUGUGAUUGAUGGACGUGCAUUGCUGGUGCUUGUGAAUGUAAUCUACUUUAAAGCAUCCUGGGAACACAAGUUUGAGGAGGAAAAAACAGUUCAGAGGGAUUUUAAACUGACUCAGAACAGAAAGAAACCUGUGCAGAUGAUGUAUCAGAAAGGCAAAUUUAAACUGGGCUACAUUGAGGAGGUGGGUGCUCAGAUCCUUGAACUCCCUUAUGCUCAGAAGUCACUGAGCAUGAUCAUCCUGCUGCCAGGGGAUGUGGCUGAUGGAUCUGUCAGUGGGCUGGAGCAGAUUGAAAGCACAAUCACCUAUGAAAAUUUAAUGCUGUGGGCCUCCUCAGAGACCAUGUUUGAGACAACAGUGGAGGUUUACCUGCCCCGAUUCAAGCUGGAAGGCGCCUUUAACCUCAACCAGGUUUUACAGGAGAUGGGGAUGACCGACAUCUUCACUGAAUCAAAAGUUGACCUUUCUGCAAUGACAUUUGCAAAGUCUCUGGUGCUGUCAAACGUUGUCCACAAGGCCUACGUGGAGGUCAAUGAGGAAGGCACCGUGGCGGCGGCUGGCACAGGAGCUUCCAUUGUCAGGAGGUCUCUGCCUCUCACAGAGGUGUUCAUGGCUAAUCACCCUUUCUUAUUCUUUAUUAGACACAAUCCUACCAAUACUAUAAUUUUCUUUGGCAAACUCUGUUCACCUUAA